Neltuma alba is the source of this 2144-nucleotide messenger RNA. RefSeq names its product probable serine/threonine-protein kinase At1g01540. The coding region runs from base 379 to 1887 and encodes 502 amino acids. Gene Ontology annotation, molecular function: ATP binding; protein kinase activity. The transcript is spliced from 7 exons. Gene Ontology annotation, biological process: protein phosphorylation. The record is from RefSeq and is a predicted model, not a curated record. NCBI's taxonomy places the organism in Eukaryota, Viridiplantae, Streptophyta, Magnoliopsida, Fabales, Fabaceae.
CCAAACAUGAAAUUAGAAGCAGACAGGGUUUUGAUGCUGCUGAGACGCUAAGUGCAACUAUCCUUACUUUCUGGGAAUAAAUCAGAACAUCGUUUUGGAACACACAGAAGGGAAGGGGCCUCACAGAGAAAAUAGUAAAACACUUCAUAGUGGGAAAUUUCCUUCGUCUAUUAUACAAGUCCCAUCAUGCCAGCUCCAUUCCUUCUCUGUCUAAACCCCACUUCGUUCCACUGCCACACCCACUCUCCGUCCUUCUAACAUCUUGCUGUACCUUCUUCUUCCUCUGCCUCUUUAGCGGCCUGAUUCUAUCAACAUGCCUGCGACUGUGUUAGCCAAUUAAAUUAAAUCCCUGUUGAGAGGAAGGAAGAGGAGAGAGCAAUGACGAACUAUGUGUUUCUGAACGAUCAGCUUUCGACGCACACCUCAAUUUUUGGGUUACGAUUGUGGGUUGUGCUGGGCAUUUGCGUAGGAGCAGCUAUAGUUAUUGUUCUGUUUCUCAUAUCUCUCUGGUUCACCAAGCGCAACAACAAUUCCUCCAACCACAACUCUUCACACAAUCCUACCAUUCCGAAUGUCUCUAAGGAGAUCCAGGAAAUCAGGAUUGACCCUUCGGGUGACCCAAGCCAUGGAAAGUCCGACUCGUAUCCAGAAGCAGAGGCUAAGGCGGAUGGGGCCCAAGCCAUGCUCGUUCAGCAGCAGGGGGAUGGUAGCCAAAGAAUUCACAUAGAGAUUGGUAAAGAUCACCGGAUUUCGUAUCCUGAGAAGGGUGGUGGUUCAUCGCAUGGAAGUGGUGACCAGGGUUCAAUUUCUGUGCCUGAGGUUUCGCAUUUGGGGUGGGGCCAUUGGUACACUCUCAGAGAGCUCGAGGUCUCUACCAACGGGUUUGCGGACGAGAACGUCGUAGGUGAAGGCGGCUACGGAAUUGUUUAUCGCGGGGUGUUGGAGGAUGAUACCAAAGUUGCGAUUAAGAAUUUGCUGAACAACAGGGGACAAGCUGAAAAGGAAUUUAAGGUAGAAGUUGAAGCAAUUGGACGUGUUCGGCACAAGAAUUUGGUGAGGUUACUUGGAUAUUGUGUUGAAGGAGCCCAUCGGAUGCUUGUGUACGAGUAUGUGAACAAUGGAAACCUAGAACAGUGGCUUCACGGGGACCUUGGGCCUUCUAGCCCUCUGACAUGGGAUAUUCGCAUGAAUAUAAUACUUGGAACAGCUAAAGGGUUGACAUACCUUCACGAGGGACUCGAACCUAAGGUGGUUCACCGUGAUAUCAAGUCAAGCAACAUAUUGCUCGAUAAGCAAUGGAAUCCAAAAGUCUCUGAUUUUGGCCUUGCAAAGCUCUUGGGAUCAGAGAGAAGUUAUGUAACAACACGUGUGAUGGGAACAUUCGGGUAUGUAGCUCCAGAAUAUGCCAGUACUGGCAUGUUAAACGAAAGAAGUGAUGUGUACAGCUUUGGUGUGCUUAUCAUGGAGAUAAUUUCUGGAAGAAACCCGGUCGAUUACAGCCGGCCUCCUGGAGAGGUGAACCUGGUUGAGUGGCUGAAGUCCAUGGUUGCUAGCCGGAAUGCAGAGGCGGCGCUUGAUCCUAGGCUACCUGAGAAGCCUUCUUCAAGGGCACUGAAGCGUGCUUUAUUAGUAGCUCUGAGAUGUGUGGAUCCAAAUGCCCAGAAAAGGCCAAAGAUGGGCCAUAUUAUACAUAUGCUUGAAGCUGAUGAGUUCCCUUUUCGAGAUGACCGAAGAACCGGAAGGGAAAACGGACGCUCCCAGCGGAUGAGCACGAGAGAUGGGUUGAAGGAUAAGCAAAUAUGUGAAUCAGGUGAAAGUAGUGGAUAUGAAAGUAGUGUCCAAACUAGCAAGUCCAUAAGCAGAAACCAAGAAACCGAAGACCAGUAGCCUUUCUGGAGCUGAUUCACAAGACAACAAGGUGAAUUGACGCCAAAUAUAGAGAUGACACGAACAUCAUUUACUCUCCUGUAUGUAUUAUUCGUGUAUGCUUGCCUGGUUUUUUUGUAGAUUCUGCAGGAAUGCUUAUUUGCCUUCUGGUAUUAACUUGUAUCUCAAGAUAUUCCGGUUCCUCUAAUGUGUUGUCUAAAUAUUGUAGAGGGAAAGAAUUCUUUUAAUCUUAUUAGACAUGUUAUUUACUUUGAUUG